This is a messenger RNA of Thlaspi arvense, 489 nucleotides long. The record is from the annotation of a GenBank genome assembly. Lineage: Eukaryota; Viridiplantae; Streptophyta; Magnoliopsida; Brassicales; Brassicaceae.
AUGGCGAAUGAGAGUAAUGUUGGACUCGAAAUCACCGAACUACGACUAGGUCUUCCCGGCGACAUCACCGUCUACGGUGGAUCCAUCAUCGGAAAGAAGAGGGUAUCUACGGAAGUGGAAAGUGACUUGAAGUGUGAACCGGCGACAAAGAGUCAAGUUGUGGGAUGGCCACCGGUUUGUUCGUACCGGAGAAAGAACACUCUCGAACGGAACAUGACUUCGUACGUGAAAGUGAGUGUAGACGGAGCUGCGUUUCUAAGAAAGAUUGAUUUGGAAAUGUACAAGUGUUACCAAGAUCUCUCCUCCGCUCUGCAAAUUCUAUUCGGAUGCUUCAUCAAUUUUGAUGAUACACUGAAGGAAAGUGAAUGCGUCCCAAUAUAUGAGGAUAAAGAUGGAGACUGGAUGCUUGCUGGUGAUGUUCCUUGGGAAAUGUUCAUUGGAACAUGCAAGAGGUUAAGGAUUAUGAAGAGAUCAGUCAAUAAAGAGUGA